Molecule: messenger RNA, 4395 nt
Organism: Culex pipiens pallens (northern house mosquito)
Lineage: Eukaryota; Metazoa; Arthropoda; Insecta; Diptera; Culicidae
Gene: PDZ-GEF
Product: rap guanine nucleotide exchange factor 2
Exons: 6
Coding region: 805-3843 (1012 amino acids)
Biological process (GO): Ras protein signal transduction; positive regulation of GTPase activity
Cellular component (GO): plasma membrane; apical plasma membrane
Molecular function (GO): guanyl-nucleotide exchange factor activity
Source: RefSeq, a predicted model, not a curated record
ACCACAACAUCGUCAUCAUCAUCGUCAUCACUUCGCAGCAGCAGCAUCAGUCACGCGGCUGAACUGCUUAAACCCAACCCAACAGGCAGCGGUAAAUCUAUGCUAAUGAUGAUGCUGCUCCGCCGUGACCAUCGCGAUGCAAAACUGCAAUGAUGUAGAACGUCGUCGUCGCCGUCCGCACUUCCAGCUGCUUCGCCAGGCCAUGUCGAAGAUAUCUCAGCAGCAGCAGCAGCGCAACUGUGCAAUAGAAACAGCAGCCACGGCUUAGCUUAGUAUGUGUGUGUGUGUUUGUGCGUUUUGCUCCAGUAUCAUAUGCAUUCCACUGUAAGCGAGAAGGCAAAAUUAUACAAUUGUGCGCGGCUUGAAGCUUGGAGCGCAAGGCAGAACCAGUUUUUCUCCGCGCCGUGUGUUGUGUGGUGCAUGUAACAAAGCUGCAUUAUCAGUUUUCCUCUCGCUGGCAAGGGGCUUCGGGCGCGCGAAAUUCGUGUGUGUUUGAGUGCAAAUAGUGUGUCCACGCAGAAAGAGAGAAAAAAAGAAAAGAUACAAGUGAAUACAUAAAUUUUACUUUGUGUAUUUUAUCAACCGCCCGAAAAAAAAAACGCCCGGCCAUCUCUUCGCAUCUUUGUUCCGUCACGGUCCAGCAUGUGAGUCCUCUGGGGAGUUUAGUGUCGAGUGUCCCAACAAGUGUCAAGUGUGUGUGUAUGUGCCAAAUGUACGUGUGAAGAGUCUCGGUCGCUAUCAGCCCGAGUGUCCGACUGUGUUACAACCCACCCCAUCUCAAGAAAACGGAAAAUAACGCAAUAAAUGACUGAUCGAAAAUUGCCAAUUAGUCUGUCGGACCACAGCGAGUUUGGAAUCAAUCACGGAUCGGCGGCCAUCGGGGGUGGCACCGGUUGCCUCCUUGGAGCCGGAAUUGGCCUGCCAGCAGCAGCAACGCCGACAACCGUGUUGCCACCACUACCGCCUCAGGGAGCUGGAAUUGGCGGCCUCGGAGUGGCAGCAACUGCGGUGACCGGAGUCGUCGGUGGCGGGAAUGUGGUCGGCGGCAACAAGCAUGCGAUCGCACGUCUGAAGCACACCAAUUCCCUAACCGCCGGCAUCCCACCGGAACUGUACGACAAGGGCAACCGGCUGUCCCACUCGAGCGACACGAGCCAAACCGACACGAUGACGUCCGUCACGAGCUCGUCGCUCGACUCGGACGAGGUCGACCUGUCCGGGCUGGUCGAAUCGGUGGUCGACUCCGACGAGGAGGACAUCGCCGAGAGCAUCGACAGCAUGAGUGUUCGCGACACGGUGCGCGAGUGCUUGGAGAAGGAUCCGACCGACCGUACGAUGGAUGAUAUUGAAAUAUUGCUGGAGUUUACGCAAAAGUUGAAGGCGUUCACCAACAUGACGUUCGCGGUGCGGCGGGAUCUGUGCUCGGUGAUGGUGUUUGCCGUGGUCGAGAAGGCCGGCACGAUCGUCAUGAACGAUGGGGAGGAGUUGGACUCGUGGAGCGUGCUGAUCAAUGGGCACGUGGAGAUUGAGCACGCGAAUGGGGAGAUUGAGUAUCUGCACAUCGGGGAUAGUUUCGGGAUAAUGCCGACGAUGGAUAAGUUGUACCAUCGCGGGAUCAUGAGGACCAAGUGCGACGAUUGUCAGUUUGUGUGCAUCACCCAGACGGAUUACUAUCGGAUACAGCACCAAUAUCCGGACGAUAUCGCGCGGUCUUUUAAUCCCUGUUCCAUUUCCUGUUUUCACUUUUUGCAAUUGAACGCGAACGAGCUGGCGAUUCAGCUGACGCUGCAGGACUUUUCCAUCUUUCGGCAGAUCGAGUCCACCGAAUAUAUCGACGAUUUGUUCAAUCUGAAGAGUCGCUACGGCAAACCGAUGCUGGUCAAGUUUGCCGAGCUAGUCAACCGGGAAAUGUUCUGGGUGGUGACGGAAGUGUGCAGCGAGCACAAUAUGAUGCGAAGGUGUAAAAUUAUCAAGCAGUUUAUCAAGAUUGCGCGGCACUGCAAGGAGUGCAAGAACUUCAACAGUUUGUUUGCGAUUGUGAGCGGGUUAGGCCAUGCGGCCGUUUCCCGGUUGCGGCAGACGUGGGAGAAGCUUCCAUCCAAGUACCAAAAGUUGUUUAACGAUCUGCAAGAGCUGAUGGAUCCGUCGCGGAACAUGUCCAAGUAUCGGCAGUUGAUACAAACCGAGCUGAACGCGCAGCAUCCGGUGAUUCCGUUUUACCCGGUGGUCAAGAAAGAUCUCACGUUUAUCCAUUUGGGAAAUGAUUCGAAAAUCGAGAGUCUCAUCAACUUUGAAAAGCUUCGCAUGAUUUCGAAGGAGGUGCGCACGUUGCUGCAGAUGUGCAACUCGCCGUACGACAUCCUGACGAUGCUGGAGUUGAAGUGUCAACCGCCGAGUUCGGCCAUGCUUGCGCUGAACCAGAUGUCCGUACCUUCGAGUGGGAACUUGAUGCUGCCUCCGCAACCGGUGGUUAAUAGCCACACGGUGAAGCGACGAAAGAAAUCGACGGCCGCGCCCAAUCCGAAGAAGAUGUUCGAGGAAGCCCAGAUGGUGCGACGGGUGAAGGCAUAUUUGAACAAUAUGAAGGUCACAACGGACGAAGACGAACUGCACCGGCUGUCGUUGGAAUGCGAACAGCAGGGGGGAAGCACACCAAACAACGUUCAGGUGAGAAAACGGUACCCCUCCCCGACGCUAUCGACGACGUCGAGCACGAGUUCGACGAGCGAGGGAAAAAAGGGCGCGCUCGGUAUCGGGAUGAGCAGCCUGUCGAUCGGAAGUUCCGGUAGCGGUAACAGCGGUGCGCCAAAAUUUGGGGCCGCGUCGCCGCAGGCGGUCAAAAAGUUGCUCUCGCUUUCCGAGCAAACCAAAACUCGCCCUCAUCAACCCAGACAUCCCUCGGUCGGGUCGGUUCUGCCGCCCCCGUUGAACAACAUCCAUCAUCAUAGUCAGAUCGUGCAUCAUAACAAUCUGUCCCAUUAUCACCACGCCCAUCAUACGCCGUAUCAUCAUCACGCGGGCAUCUCGAUCAGUCCGUCCGCGCACGCCGCUGCUGCCGCCACUUCCGGUGGUGGCGGCGGUGGCCAGUGCUGUGGCAGCGGCGCCGGACCUCCGCAACCCCAUCAGCCGUACCCGAAUACUCAUCCGAGCUAUGCGGUUUCCAGCAGCGGAAUUCACUUAUCCAACAUGCUACCCAAUCCACCCAACUAUAACGCGACCAUGUCGAUGUACCCGAACGGGCGGCCCUCGGUCGUCAUGUCCAGCCGGAUACUGGAAAGCUCCGUGGACUCCCCUAGUCAACUGCCGCCACCGAUGGAGCUCCCACCGGAGAGCAGCUCAUUCCGCAGUCCACCGAACUAUGCCCAAGCAGCCCACCGGCGCAUCACCGGCAACAGCACCUCGGUCCUGUCCUCGUUUCCCACCCCGCACCAAAACUUUGGCUCCUCGUCGCGGAUCAUCGCCGCGGUCGGAAUCUCGCCCAUCACGCCCGGCUACGUGCCGCCCGGCGUCAACGCAAUCUCACCGAUGUACCAGCAGCAACCGGCGGCCAACAGCGGUGCACCUUCGCCCAACGCCAGCAAUCUCCCGCCGGCCAUUCCAGCUCGAAUGCACGAGCAGCAGCACGUUGAUGUGAUCCAGCAGCAGCCCCCGCCGCAACAGCCCCCGCCACCGCUUCCACCGAGCCUGGACCUGUCCGCCGAGAGCAGCUCGGUGACGGUGCUCAGCAAUGCCGCUCCUGAGCUGCUCGUGGAGACCUCGGUGGAUGACGUCGACGACGAGGAAGACGACGGGUGUGAGUCGGUCGAGCGCGACGUCACUGAAACGCUGUCUACCGACGUCUAAAACUACUGUUUGAUCUAGGCGAAUAAUGUUGGUGUGGUGUCGUCAUUCCAAGAGCACGUUUCGGGGGAUUUAAUAUGUUUCAAAACAAUCAUUCUCAUUUAAGCAAGUGUAUUGAUAUUCGUGGAUUUGUUCCAAAAUUGACGGUAAAUUAAGAUAUUGUUGUUAUCGUUGAUUCACAUAUGGAUGUCUAAAGUAAAGUGGAAUGUUGAUUCCAUGUUUCAACUCUCUGCCAAACAAGAUUUAACAAGACGCAAAACUGUACACAAACAGAAAGAUAAAUCAAACUUAAAAGAAGGUUAACCAAAAAUAAAAUAAAAAUAUAUAUAUUUUUAACCCUUUUACACACCUUCAACCAAAGUCUCUAGCAAGUCUGUUUUAGUCGAAAAAUAGAUUUUAGCCCUGUGUGCUAGUGAUACAACUCGCCACGAUUGCACCUUACUCCAAGACUGAUGUGAACCGGAAAUGAUGGAACUAACUGAAACCACAUGCCAAAAUGUUAAUUUCAAUGAUUAGAUAUCCCAACUGUGACCAAAGCAUUAACUUUAAUUGUUU